Messenger RNA from Anopheles coluzzii, 699 nucleotides. RefSeq names its product calmodulin-beta-like. Gene Ontology annotation, cellular component: myosin II complex. Lineage: Eukaryota; Metazoa; Arthropoda; Insecta; Diptera; Culicidae. The transcript has a single exon. Gene Ontology annotation, molecular function: calcium ion binding. The record is from RefSeq and is a predicted model, not a curated record. The coding region runs from base 238 to 690 and encodes 150 amino acids.
UGCGCACAGUGUAGGAAGCUGCUGGGAGCUGUUGGACAAAUUGAAAUUUUUUGAGGAUUUUUUUAAAAUAUUUCCCAUAAAGUUCGUUAUUUCUAGUAUGAAGCAGCUCUUUUGCAUAUUAUCCAAGUAAGCAUUUUCUUUUCCGAUGAUCAAUUCACUUUAGUGUUUUAUAUAACAUACCGUACCGUUGGGCAAAAUUUACUGUAUCCAAAUCUUUACACCCCAAAUUAACCCACCAUGAUGACCGAAUCCGAACAGUCCGAGAUGCAGGAGCAACAGUUCCGGGAAAUGUUUGAAAUGUUCGAUCGCGACGGUAGCGGUUCGAUUUCGACGACCGAGCUCGGUGAUCUGAUGCGCGUGCUGGGACUAAACCCAACGAUGGCCGAGCUGGAACAGAUGGUGUACGAAGUCGACUCGGACGGCAAUGGGCGAAUCGAGUGGGAAGAGUUUGUGGCACUGAUGAAGAACAAAUCGCGCGAACCGGUCGACGAGAAGGAGCUGUACGCCGCGUUUAAAGUGUUCGACCGCAACGGGGACGGGUUUCUGUCCGUUGACGAGCUGUCCGAUGUGAUGCAAAACUUUGGCGAGCGGUUGACGCAGCGCGAGCUCGAGGACCUACUGGCCGAGGCCGAUAUUGACGGUGAUGGGAGGAUUAACUAUGAGGAGUUCGUUUACAUGCUGAUGAAGUGAGCGGUUGGG